Callithrix jacchus (white-tufted-ear marmoset) is the source of this 3110-nucleotide messenger RNA. Lineage: Eukaryota; Metazoa; Chordata; Mammalia; Primates; Cebidae. The record is from RefSeq and is a predicted model, not a curated record.
CAAUGAAGCACUUCUCUGUGAGGAAUGACAUCCGAAAGGGAUGCUGCUAGGCAGGCAGGAGACCUGGAUGAGAGCAGACGAGGAAGCUGCCGAGGAGGGAAGGAGACGGUGGGACCCCGAGAGCGAAGGGCGAGCAGAGGGACGCGGGACCCAGCGCAGCUCCAGCGGAACCCACGCAAAGCGCGUGGGCAAGGCCGUGUUUUCAAAUGAGGCGGCUGCUGGGAGACGCGAGCUUGGCCGGGGGCGCCCCGCGCUCUGGUGAAGAAGCGCUGCCUGCAGACUGAAGCCGAGAGGAGGAGGCAGCGGACCUUUAGGGGUCCCUGCAAAGUCGCGUUACCUCCUCUAGCCCCUCGCGGCCCCCGGCCCGGCGGCGGCGGGGAAGGGGCAGGAUUCCCAGCUCAGAGGUCCGCGUCGGCGGUCGCCUUCUCUCCGUGGCUCGGGGGUGGCCUGAGGCGGGACGGAGGCGGACACGGGGUGCCUCGCUUCUGCUGCCUGGAGCCCGCGACGGGCCCAGCCCGACCCUGCCUUGGCAGUUGCCCCCGCGCCUCGGGUCUCCAGCGCCGCCUGACCCUCACACCAAGGCCUUCUCUACAGCCCAUCACCGCCGCGGCCACGGCCUCCUCCCGAGCAUCUUCCAGCCCCCAAGCCCUGAGAAUCAGUUCUGGGAUGUAACAGAGCAAGCAGGCAUUAUUCCACGACCAGUCAGCCUCGGUCGCUGCAGCCACCACACUACGUGGCAGCCAGACCCGGUCCGUUUGGAAUGCCUGGGAUGGUGCCGCCACACGUUCCUCCUCAGAUGCUCAACAUUCCGCAGACCUCUCUGCAAGCAAAGCCCGUGGUCCCACAGGUGCCCAGCCCAGGGGGUGCCCCGGGUCAGGGUCCAUACCCGUACAGCCUCUCUGAGCCAGCAGCUCUCACUUUGGACACGAGCGGGAAGAAUCUGACGGAGCAGAACAGCUACAGCAACAUUCCUCACGAAGGGAAACACACGCCCCUGUAUGAGCGGUCCUCGCCCAUCAACCCGGCCCAGAGCGGCAGCCCCAACCACAUGGAUUCCGCCUACUUCCCUGGCUCUUCUACAUCGUCAUCUUCCGACAACGACGAGGGCAGUGGAGGGACGACAAAGUUCUGGUCAGGUUUUUGGAGCUCUAGGCAUCUGGCCUCCCUCUGACCUCUUGCAGUAUCAUCUUUAUCCCCGAUACAGCAUCUUUACUGUUUUCUGGAGGUGCAUCUUGUUUCUGCCACUGGAAUGUAACCUGCUCAGAAUCUUGUGUUUUGCCAUCCUUGUGGUAUGAAGUGUCCUGAAGAAUGCAGGGUACAGCCUAUAAUCAAAAGAUUGGAUUCAAGCUGUGUGACUUAGCAGAAACUUCAUUUCCUGGAAUCUGCUUCCACUUUUAUUAUAACAAAGAAGAGACACACGUGGUAGAGUUGAGAUGAACAAAGGCAGAGGAGAUAAGCGUGCUUGUUCCUGAAAGCUUUGGGGUCAGAAACCAGCAUUUGACUUGGGGUCAAAUGCUUGAUCACAGGAAUCCUUUGCUUCUGCAGGCGCAGGAGUGUGACUUGGAUUUAUGUGUCUACACAUGCCAAGUAGGAACAGUGUUCAUGAUUCCCUGCAAGGGUUCUAGAGGUUUGAAUGCAUUGUAUGUAGUAGAGCAGAAACCCAAGAAUAGAAACCUCUGCAAGAACCAGUGUGGAUGCAAGGAAACCUACACUGUAAUUGAUAGAUUGCUGGAGGCUCAAUGUAGACAAAUCUGAGAGUUGAAGACUCCAGAGGGCCGGGUCAUGGGGUUGCACAUGCUUUUGUGCAUUUUACCUGCUAGAUCUCUACCGAGUUCUCAUAGUAAAUAUUGGAGAAAAAUCCCUUGUACCUCCAGCAUGGGGACGGAAAAGAUAGUUAUUUAAAAAUGAGACAGAAUGCUUUUUUUUCUUUUUUUGAGACAGAGUCUUGCUCCAUCACCCAAGCUGGAGUGCAGUGACGUGAUCUUGCCUCACUGCAGCCUCCACCUCAUGGGUUCAAACAGUUCUCCUGCCUCAGCCUCCUGAGUAGCUGGGAUUACAGGCAUGCACCACCAUGCCCAGCCAGAACACUCUGUUCUUAACAAGGCCUCCUCUCAGGAGAAACUACCUAACCAGAGCCUAACCUACUGGGUUUCACCAGAGCCUAAUUAAUCUGGAGAAAAGGAAACACCCAACUCCAGCUCCCUGUAGCCAUCCUGUCCCAGCUAAGCGGGGCCGGAGAAUGAGAAUCGCAUGUGAAGAUCACAGCCCAGAGACUCAUUAUAAGACUGAGAACUAAUAACUGGACUAUAGAACCUGUGCCCACCCCUCACCCCCAGAAAAGAGAUAAAGCAAAAUCAUAUAAAGUGCUCAACUGAAACAAGAGAAAGAAGAACAAGAAUGGAAGACAUGAAGAAAGAAUGGAACACGGUAACAAAUAUAGUAAGUAGCUCUUAAUCCACAUAUAUCAAUAAUUAAACAUCAGUGGUGUAGAUACACAAAUGAAAAGAAAGAGGCGGCCGGGCGUGGUGGCUCAUGCCUGUAAUCCCAGCGCUUUGGGAGGUAGAGGCGGAUAGAUCAUGAGGUCAGGAUAUCGAGACCAUCCUGGCCAACAUGAUUAAACCCCGUUUCUACUAAAAUGCAAAAAAUUAGCUGUGUGUGGUGGCACACACCUGUAGUCCCAGCUACUCAGGAGGCUGAGGCAGGAGAAUUGCUUGAAUCUGGGAGACAGAGGUUGCAGUGAGCCGAGAGUGCUGCUGCACUCCAGCCUGGCAAAAGAGGCUACUUGUGCCUACAAGAAAUCCAGCGUACAUAUGAAGACACAUUCCUUUUUUCUGUUAACAAAUGGUAACAACUACUGUGAUGUGUGAAUUACUGAGGUUUUUGUGGGAUGAACAUAGGAACUCUAUUUGAGCCGCUGCAUGAAUGGAGAUGUGGUGAAUGGUUCCAGGUAGAUGGUGUAAGUCACAGAACGUUCUAGUAGCUGGGGAAACACACCACGGCCACUGAAUGUUAUGCAUUUACUUUCUCUGUGGUGCAAUUGCGAAGUUCCUGUUGUUGGCCGACUUUUAAAUAGACUAUUUCUAAAUAAAUAGUGAGACAAGUAAUUCUAA